Messenger RNA from Fusarium venenatum, 93 nucleotides. Lineage: Eukaryota; Fungi; Ascomycota; Sordariomycetes; Hypocreales; Nectriaceae. The record is from RefSeq and is a predicted model, not a curated record.
AUGUCAUACAUUGAGGUCGAAGACCCACAACAAUGGUCGGGUGAGAUGAGAGGGCAAUGGUCAGGUCAGUCCAUCUAUGCCAAAUCAUUCUAG